Puccinia graminis f. sp. tritici CRL 75-36-700-3 is the source of this 4234-nucleotide messenger RNA. RefSeq lists its product as uncharacterized. Gene Ontology annotation, cellular component: nucleolus; small-subunit processome. Lineage: Eukaryota; Fungi; Basidiomycota; Pucciniomycetes; Pucciniales; Pucciniaceae. The transcript is spliced from 8 exons. Gene Ontology annotation, biological process: rRNA processing. The record is from RefSeq and is a predicted model, not a curated record. Gene Ontology annotation, molecular function: RNA binding. Bases 671 to 4234 code for a protein of 1187 amino acids.
UUGGAUUUCUUUCCGAACUCCAUCACACCAACAUCCUACUUUCUCUUAUGAUUUCAUUUUAGUUCAUUGUCUCUAGAUCAGUUUCCUUCCACAAAAUUAGUAUCUAUCAUCAAUUAUGGUUGCUUUUCUUCUAUUCUCUUCUCCUACUUUCCCUUUUCUUCUUUUUCCUUUAUUAUUAUCUGUACACACGCUAUCUGGUGUCACACGUAUCUAGUUAUGCCGCAUCUUCCAUGGCGUUAUAUUUCUUUUUUUUAUCUGGGUGGGGGUGGCUUCCAGCUGAAUGAGAUGGGAGAGCCCAUCGCGACCUUUGGUUGUUACCCUCACCCUUUCAUCAAAUCAACAAAUUCAACAUCUUCAGCGAGCGUUACUGCUUCGAAUCGAUCAAUUUUUUUGGACCAAUACGAUAUGCCAACCAACCAGUGAUCUUCAAUCUCAUAUCGACAACAAGGAUCCAGCCACUCUGCCUUACUUCGUCCAAUUUAAUCAUAUCAAGUCGAACUUCAUAACCAUCCAUGUCAACUUAUCCAGUCUCACCGUGCCCAGUCGAUCCAAAAAACGCUGGUCGGUUAUGGAUUCCGUCUUUCGCACCCACAACAGUAGUAGCAGUAUUCGUUUGAUACGCUUUUAACACUUCAGGAAACACACACAGACAUACUACGACACCCAUCAGAUGGCCAAGAAAAGAAGAACGUCCUCCGUCAGCGGCGAACCGUCCACGCACGCCGAAUUGCCGACCAACAAACCCAAGAAAAUCAAAUGGUCUGAGGAUCAAGUCAAGACUAAAAAUUCGAAGGAUGGCAACAAACUCAAGAAGGAGCGCUCACCGGAUAAGAAGAAGACCUUGCCUUGGAAGGAUCCAAAGAAGAAAGAGCCCGCAACAGAGCCGGACCAGAGAAAGUUCAAUAAACCCAAAAACCAACCCUCCGACCCUCCACGACUCCCAACUUCGACUGCAGACGAGAUCGAUUUUCCCCGUGGUGCAAAAGGGAAAAAGCGUGCACAGGACGAGGAACCCGGUAGCCAUAUCGCAGAUGCCUAUCGAGUCGAACAUCUCAACCACAAACGUCUCAUCCCCGGGAUCAAGCUUGCUGGCAUGAUCACCAAGUCCGACCGCUCGAACUUAUCAUUGACCGAAACAGCUGAAGACGACGAAGGAUCGGUUGCAAGUAAUAGCGAUAGUGAUCGGACGGAAAACGCGCUAAGGGGCUUAGAUGAGAUGUUUACCGGCAGUCUUCGAGCAUCUCCGCUGGUCCGUUCUGCAUUGAAGGUCACCCUAACCAUCGAUCCCGUCCACAUCAACUCUGGAAUCGAUAAAUCCGAUUUGCAAGGCCGUAUGACCCUCACUGGCGCUGUGAAGUCGAUCGAAGACCGGGGCUACAUCAUCGAUCUUGGAAUUUCAGUUGAUUCAAACGUCGACUCCGCUACAUCUCAGGCAUCUGCGAACAACCUCACUGCAUUUAUAUCCUUCGCCGACGCUACGAAAGCUACCGGAGUCAACCACCAAGAUGAACCAUCGCUCCAAUGGGAAGUGGGCCAAGUCCUCUGGUGCAGAAUCAAUAAACUCUCCGAAAACGGUGCAACAUGCAUGGUCUCAGUCAAUGCUCAAGAUAUCUCUCGAUCAGUACUGACUGCGGCUACCAACAUCGAUUCCAUACUGCCUCUACACAUGGUCUCGUGCCUGAUUACCUCAGUGAUACCCGGUCAAGGCCUCAAUGUAACCUUGCUGGGAUUCUUCAAGGCUACAAUUCAAGUCCCCCACCUCGAAUGUCACUCAACAACUGGAGUCGAUCUGAGUGAAAAAUUUAAGGUCGGGCAGAAGCUUCGUGCCCGGGUGUUAUGGGAUACGAUCCCUUCGAAGAACCACGUUUCGCUUGAAGGAAAUGAGUCCUUGCUAGGACCUAAAAUCUUCAGUUUGAGCAUAUUCGAUCAUGUCGUUAAGCUUGACACUCCCGGCCUGCCGACUCACCUACAGAAUGGAGAGCGAACCAGAUGCGACAAAAUCGACCAGCUGCUCCUGUAUCCAAUCGGCUACACUUUUCAGACAGUCCGGAUAUUCCGUGUUGACGAGGAAUGGGGAGUAUAUGCAACUUGUGUUAACGGUGAAGACGGACUUCCAAUCGAGAUCGAUCCUCCAGUUGCCUUUGCGCAUAUCGCUGCCAUCUCGGAUUCCUUCCUGUCUUGCCUCUCAAAAGAUAGUGGCCCUUACAAAGUAGGCACAACUCACAAAGCCCGAGUCACUGGGGUAUCUCCAGUCGAUGGCGUUCUACAGUUAACCCUGCAGCCCUCGGUGGUCGAGCAAGCCUACAUGCGCUCUGAAGACAUUCCGAUCGGUGCAUUGAUGAAUGGCACAAUCAAAAAGCUCACUGCCACCAAUCUCAUUGUACGCAUCGAAGGAGGCCACGACGCUGUUGUUUGGCCCGACCAUUAUUCAGAUGUCAAGCAUGCCCAUCCUGAGAAAAAGUUUGCACCAGGGGCCAAAGUAAAGGCUAGGGUUCUUUACACAAAUCCGGACAGAGAUCAAAUCGUCUUAACGCUACGGAAAACACUCGUGCGAGCCGAUGAAAUCAUUACCUCUUACGAGUCAGCCUCAGUGGGUACAUGCGCCUGGGCGAUGAUAACGAAGGUCGAGGAAAAGUUCAUGCUCAUUGAGUUUUUCGGCCAUACUAAAGGUUUGGUUCCCAGAGCUGAAGCAGAGGCGGGAUACGUCGAAUCAAUGAAGCCAAUCUUCACGCCUGGCAGGCUAGUCAAAGUGAAGAUUAUUAAUGUUGAUGUUGAAAAACGUCGCAUUUUGGCGAGCGUCAAGCGUUCAACCUCUGGUGAAGCUUCGAAACUCUCAACGGUUAUUGAUGUUGGAGAUCAAGUCUCGGCCUUUGUCACAGUGAUUCGUAAUGCAUUUAUCCAACUGGACUUACGCCACACCAACGCCGACCCCAGCAGUAGCGAACCAGUCAAAGGACUAAUAAGUGUUGAAAUUCUUGCUAAAAAGUACGACAUCAGCCCUGAAGCGCUGAAAAAUCAGUUGAAGGCAGGCGAUGAGGUGAAAGAUUUGAUUGUUCACACGAAAGACAAAGAAAAAGAACUCUUGAUGGUUGGGUACAAAUCUGCAUCGAUACCUCAAGAACAGAUGACUGGCCCGAUACGAUUUAUCCAUGACAAGAAUCUUGUCCUGAACCUGCGCAAAGUACAUCAGGCGCCAUCGAGUGAAAGCUAUGUUGAAGGCUUUCUACCAAUUCACUUACUUGCCGAGCAUCGAAAAACCCCCAUCGAUACGUUGAAAGCCCAACUUUCCAUCGGAGAAGAGAUCACGGGGUUACGGCCGAUUCACAAAGACCCCUCUCGAGGCCUAUUGAUCGUUGGUUUUCCGAACUCUGACCCUGGCAAAUUUUCCUUCACUUCACCUCAGCCAGAGACACUUUCGGUUUCAGAUCGUGUUGUAGGUCGAAUUUUUAACAUCUUAGACACAAGUAUAACUUUAAGUCUACGUAAAGAAGGUACUGAAGGAUAUGCCAAAAGCCGAGGCAUCAUUACACCUAGUCAAUUGGCCAAACACCGCCAGAUAUCCGAAGAACAGCUGCGAUUGGAGUUAAAGCCCGGUGAUUAUAUCUAUGACCUGAUUGUUCGGAAGAAAGCGGAGGAAAUCGACUGUUAUCAUUUGGGGUUUGCCCCUUCUGAAAAGGCUGUCCCAACUAUCGAGCUAUCAGUUGGCGAUCCCGUCAUCGGCACAAUCGAGGCCAUUCACGAGAAAAACGUGAUACUCUCUUUGCAAAGAGAAGGGUGCGAAACCAACGGAGCCGACGUCAUCAAUCAAGGGCUCAUUUCAGUGCAGGUACUGACUGGUCAUCGCAACGUAAACGAGAAAAAUCUUAAACAAAAACUGAAAGAAGGCCAGAAGGUUACAAAGCUGGUGGUUAAGAAGACCGACACCGGUAGGGGCCUCGUCAUCGUGGGCUUCGCCUCUCCUCACUUCCCACUCCCGCCUUCUCACAGUGAAUUUGCGGUCGGCAAAACCCUAAGAGUUCGCGUUAGCGGUAGAGAUGCCAAUGGUCUGACUGUGACGCCCGUCGACACCUCACCAGUGGAAGCACGGGUCAGCCUCCGAGAAAACCCUAGCGCUCCGAAAGGUGUCCCGGUCUGGGAAAAACUUCAAAUAGGCCAGAUACUUAAACAUAUACUUCAGCAGCAAUCUUACAGCCGAGUCAAGCAAGCCCUCCCUUUGCACAAGCAGGCAGCUUGA